Molecule: messenger RNA, 1189 nt
Organism: Thlaspi arvense
Lineage: Eukaryota; Viridiplantae; Streptophyta; Magnoliopsida; Brassicales; Brassicaceae
Source: the annotation of a GenBank genome assembly
AUGCCAAAGAUCGCAGAGCCAUUGGAUAGAGGACUUGCAGAGGACAUUGAGAAUGGUGUCGUAAGCAUUGACUGGAACAUAAAACAACUCGGUGACUUCUUUAAGACGACAUAUGACUGGGAUUUACUUGCAGCGCGUUCCAUUUGGGCUUUUGGCCCGGACAAACAGGCUUUUCUGCCAGUGAUAGAAUCAUUUGGGUUCGAGACAGACCUUAGAUGCCACACACAGGGACAAGACUUUUGCGUAUCCGUGUUUGAUCACUGGGCCAUAGUACCAGGAGACCCUCUCGACAAAGUCAUCCUAUUGCGCCCACUGGAGCCCGCCCCCACUCAGCAUCUAGCUCGUGAAUUCAUGGUCAAGACCCGCCGUAGAAAGGGAAUGAGUGAGGACGUAAGCGGGAACAAGUUCUUCGAUGAAGCCAUGAUGGUGGAGCUUGCGCAGCAGACAGGUGAUCUGCAUUUGCAGAUGAUCUACCAUAUCAGUGUAGGUGGCUCUCUUGUUCCUUACUAUCUUGAUGAGUCUGAAAACUGGGGAGUUGAUUGUUGGGAGAAGACAAAAUCUCAAUCCACAUCUCUGACGAAGAAGCUUAAAGAAGCUUUCAAUGAGAAACACAGGAGCGACAACAGGUCGAGUCACACGGAUGCUGGUCUAAAAGAAUGUAUGCAGCAGCUUCGCUUUGUCCGGGACGACCAGGAGCAAAGGAUGCAUGAUGCAAUGACAAUUAAUGGACCGUCUUGUAGCCGAAAGAAAAAAGUUAGAGACGUCUCGAAGAAGUCAGCUUGUGGAAGGUCAACAAGGGGAGAGGCCAUCGGAGUGUAAGCAGCAGUGAGGAAUCUUCUUCUCCGGUGAAGAAGCUUCGCUUAAUUAUGAAGAAGUAAGAAGAAGGGUCUUCGUGUUUCUUAAUUUGCAGAGUCAUGGUCCGGUUUUGGUUGGGAGGUUUGCUAAAUAAAAUUGGUUCUUUGGUUUGGUUUGUGUUUGAUCUUUCAUUUUUUAUUUGUAAUGUGUUGUUCCUCAUGAACUGGUUUGAACAAAUAGUAUAUUGUCGUUUUGGUCAAAUUUUGAUGAGCAGCUGCUCUAUGUGGAAGUCUUAUAAUUUGAUCAUACAAACAGUAACUAAUAUCGCAUUUGGGCCGGAUUGAUCUUGAAGUGUUUCAAAAAUUCUAUUAAUUUUGAUAUUUUUAAAUUCUAU